Ochlerotatus camptorhynchus is the source of this 5068-nucleotide messenger RNA. It is a transcript of the gene msi, whose product is annotated as musashi. The coding region runs from base 888 to 2558 and encodes 556 amino acids. The transcript is spliced from 8 exons. Gene Ontology annotation, cellular component: cytoplasm. Lineage: Eukaryota; Metazoa; Arthropoda; Insecta; Diptera; Culicidae. Gene Ontology annotation, biological process: regulation of translation. The record is from RefSeq and is a predicted model, not a curated record. Gene Ontology annotation, molecular function: mRNA binding.
CGUCUCGCUAGAUCAGAACGUCGCGUCCACUCGAGAAGAGCGAAUGUGUUUUUUCCGUUGUUUGUCGUCGCCGUCGUCUGCCGUCGCCGUUUUUUCCAACAUCUCAUUACAUAUUGUAUUGUGUGUAUCAGAGCUACUCCGUCGUGUGUUAUACACAGGAGCCUGUUUUUUUCUCCUAGUUAUACUUUGUUGUGCAGUUUUGUUAGUCCCAGAAGCAUAGAAAGAGCAGCAUAGCUAACAACACGCGCGGAGUUCACAAGAAGUUUUGGAAGAGUGCGGAAAUCGCGCACAGGAAAAGAGAGGAAGAAGAAAAUUAUCGUGAGUGAAGGAGUUCUACGUUCCUUUUUUUUUUGUGUUUCAUUAUCCUCCCGGUUUGGAGAGUUCUGUGGUGUGCGAACCCAAGGGAACUAGCUAUCAGGAGUGAUUAUAAUGCGUUCAUUUUGUGAUUGAAUUGGAAUUUCCACUGUUACAAAGCUACAGUGUUUCGUUUUCGGUUUGCCUGUGUUUAUUGCCUGGAAGCAGAACAGUAUAAACGAGAGAUUAUUCUCAGAAAAGCGGAAAGGAAAACGGAACAUAAUAAUCGAUUACAAAACAACGUUUGCAGAUCUCGAAAGAUAAUCUCGCUGGAAUUGCAAACCGAAACGGCAGAACCUAACUAGCGAGUAUACACACACAUAUAGUACCAAGAGAUCGUUUAGUGUUUUCGUAGUGUUUGAAAACUGCAAGUAGUGUGGAAACCAAAGCAUACUGUAGUGGAAAAUCUGGUAACCAGUAUUUAUAUAUUACACCCAUCAAAACAAAAACAAACAAAAAAGAGCAUCCCGUAGAAAACAAAAAAGAAAACAAACAAACAAAAAAUACAUCACAUAGUAGAAAAAUAAGAAAAAAUGCUGUUUGAAAAUCCCGUGGCGGCUGCAAAAAUGUUCCCAUACAGUGUGCCUCCGCCGAUUCAAGGUGCAGCUGCGGUCCCGGUGCAAAAUUUAAGAUUGCAUGGAACUACUUUUAGUGCUGGAACCUUGGACACAACCGGAUUACUUGAGCAUGACCUACACAACGCACUGGUGCCAAUCAAAACAGCAAACCUUCUCACACCACAGGCAGCUGCCGCGGCCGUCGUUGUCCAACAGAACAGAGAUCAACAACAACAACAGCAACAGCAACAGCAGCAGCAACAGCAACUUCAGCUCCAGCAGCAGCAACAGCAGCAACAACAGCAACAGGUGCAGCAGCAGCAACAGCAGCAGCAAGAACAGCUACUUCAGUCAAAUUGCCAACUCUCGCUCGUCAGUAAUGCUGCCACCAACACCUCCAAAGCCGGUUCAACCAAUGGUAGCUCGUCGGGGCGGUCAACGCCAAACAGCAGCAGCGAUCCAGCGCCAGGAAAGCUAUUCGUCGGCGGACUCAGUUGGCAAACGUCGUCCGAGAAGCUCAGCGAGUACUUUGGAAUGUUCGGUAAAGUGACAGAUGUGCUGAUCAUGAAGGAUCCAAUUACUCAGCGGAGUCGGGGAUUCGGAUUCAUCACGUUCCAGGAACCAAACAGCGUAGACAAAGUUCUCAAAGUGCCAAUUCACACUUUGGAUGGAAAGAAAAUCGAUCCCAAGCACGCGACACCCAAGAACCGACCGAAGACCCAAUCGAACAAGACGAAGAAGAUCUUCGUGGGAGGCGUUUCGCAGGACACAUCGGCCGAAGAGGUCAAGCAGUACUUCAGCCAGUUUGGCAAGGUCGAAGAAACGGUCAUGCUGAUGGAUCAGCAGACGAAGCGCCACCGUGGGUUCGGCUUCGUUACGUUCGAAAACGAGGACGUGGUAGAUCGAGUGUGCGAGAUUCAUUUCCACACGAUCAAGAACAAGAAGGUCGAAUGCAAGAAGGCUCAACCGAAGGAAGCCGUGACGCCCACUGCCCAGCAGCUGCUACAGAAGAGAAUCAUUCUGGGAAACUUGGGACUGCCGAUUGCCACACCAACCACGGCACGGAUGGUCGGAGCGGCACAUGCUCAAUCCGCACCGUUGGUCAGCCAGCUGGCGAAUCCGCUGAUGGUACAGGCUCAGGCACAGGCUGCCCAGGCCGCUGCGGCCGCCGCUGCCAUGCAGGUGCAAAAUGGCUUCGGAAAGAUGUUCACCACCUAUCCACCGACGCUGCACAGUUUCAGAUAUUCGCCAUAUCCCAUGCAGUCGGCUGCCGCCGCCCACGCAGCGAAUGCAGCCGCUGCGAACGCAUCGAAUCAGCUUACUACCGCCGCCGUAAAUGCACAGGCUGCUGCCGCGGCCGCCGCCAGUCAACAGCACCAGCAUCAACAUCAGCAGCAUCAGCAUCAACAUCAGCAUGCUCAAUCGAUGACGGGCCACACGGGCCAACCGACGGCGACCGGUGCACCGCAACAGGGCAACCCACAAGCACCUCAUCAGCUUAUGCCAGCCCAUCAGCUAGCCGCCGCCACCGCCGGCAAUCCCUACCAAGGUUACAGCUUAGCCAACGUCGACAUGUCCAGCUUCCAGAACGUGGAUUGGGGUUCGAUGUACGGCAUGGGAAUACUGUUUCCCGAAGCGCACUGUUGAUUGAAGCACGGCAGCACGGCAGCAGGGCGGUUUGAAAUGCAGUGCGCCCAGUUAGUAGCAGCGGUGUGAUAAACGCGUAAGUGAUAUAAAACCCAGCGCUCCCAGCAAAGAACGCACGCGGAGUUUGGGGCCUAAUGAGGAGAUUUUGGGCGCGAUUCCUUUCUCAUGGAUACAUGAUUUUUCUCGCUUUUCCCCUCGCCGAAAUUCGAAGCGGGAUGAGCGGGAAGGGGGAUUUGCUGCGAUAUUUUUCGUACAAGACUGUCUUUUAUUUUACGUUUUAAGUAAUCAGUUUAGUUUUGGUAGGUUGUAUGUUUUAAGUGAUUUUAGCCGUAGUUUUGAUCUUCAUUUUUUUUUAUUUAGGGUUGUUUGGUUCGCUCGAGUCGUGUAGUGUAUUGUAUGUUAGUUUUAGAACCAAUGAUUUUAGCGCGUUUGCGUCCGACACACAGUAUUUGUUAGGAUUAAUGUAUUAGGUACGGUUUUACUUUUGCACGUAAGUUUGUAUCGAAAGACAAUUUUGAAAAGACGAGAGUGUGAUUUGAGGGUGAGUGAGUUGGAUUUUAUUUUUCAAUAAGCCUGAUUUGUGUUCUACUGAUUGUACGAGAAAUUGCGUUACACAUCACAUCUGCUGUUCGGAAAUUAUGAUUUCAUAGAAGUAAAUAAUAUUUGGUUGUUUUCUUUUUCUGGUUUGCGCCAUCACAUUUUUUGAUUUUCAGCCAUAGGUACCACAGAUAAAUGGAUGAGACAGAAGAUUAAUGCAUUCGAGAUAAGUGGUGUUUGCAAUUAUAGGACGCACAUCGACAACAUAUUCAUCAAAUAAUGAAUGCCGACAUAACAACAACUAACUAAUAAAUUUGGUUCAACAUUUCACAUUUGUAAACAAUGGGUUUCACUGUCGAUUUCUCAAUAAUAAAAUCUCACACACGUGAAUUGAUAACACCAACAGGCAAGGAAAUGCUUCCUCUACCAGUUGAUAGUAGUAGUUUGUGACUUUUAAUUCGUGAUAUUUGCAUCGGAGCUAGGAGCUACCGUCAGAGCGUGAUAUUCUUGAAAGCUUAAGCUGGGUGCGAAAGCCGCUCCAUUCAAUUCGUUCCCCUAUCCACACCAUUUCAAAUCCCACGUUAAACACGUCAAUAAACGGUUCAAGUGAGUUGAUGAUGGUUGGCGUUCAAGUGACUUGAAAGCGAAUAGAACAACAUUAAUGGGCUUUGGGGAUGGAUAUUUUCGAUUUAAUCUGAGGAAUGGAAUGGUCAGUUAAUUACAAUUAAAUUACAACCAAUUGCCUAAAAUAGUGCGACAUCGUUGAAAUUGAUCAGUUAUAGAUGUCACCCACGCGAUUCAAUUGAACGUCGCAACGAUAUCGAUACUAUUCAGGACCAUGCAAACUCCAUCUGGGCUACUGUUUCCAAUUUGGAAUGCAAUGACUACGCUUUGCAGUUCGGGGACUAUAACUAACUUUUGCUACAGUAGCAACAAGCGCUGAAAUUCUGAGCUAAAUCGAAUCUAAUCAACCAACUCUAUGAUCGAAAGAGUGAAGGGGUGUCAUUUUCUCAUACAUUUUGACCAAAAACCCCAUAUAAACUUUGAACCAAAGGCUUCAGUUCGUGCCACAACCAAAUGAGCUGAAACUGUCAGAUAGUGGUUUUCCCACCUAAAGGCACUAAUAGGUAGAAAAUUAAAAUUUUUAUGUGGGCCAUUCUACUUGAUCCAUACUAGAUCCUGACGCCUUGGGCAUACGAGAAGAAACUCAUACAUUUGAUUUUCGAUGAGCAAUUGCGCAGUCUCCCGCGUUGACUGGCGACCAAUCGAAUCAGCUGGUUAUGUUGACGACGCUGAUUACUACUUUAUGGCCUGUUUACAUAUGUGCUGGUUCAUAAAGCGGAUUAACCAAAAUUGGUAUAAUCCAAUCAAGGUUGAGUCAGAAAUUGAUGCGCCAAUGUUAAUCAGCACGGAAAAACUGUUUACAUCAUGCUAAUAACCAUGGGUUUGCGAACGACAGGCUCACCAGCACGUAAAUCAGCACAUUAAUCAAACGAUUUACGACCUCAUGGUUGAAUUUUUUUCACCUUUCUCGCCCACGCCCCGUGAUCUAACGUUGUGCGUCGACGGAAACGGUACAAAUCGGAAACUUUUCUGACCAUUUGUCAACUCUAAGAGGAACCCAGUGCACGAAAAGGCGACAGCAAGAAUGUACAGAACUACUGCGGAAUCAUCUCAUUAUACUGAUACUCUAAGGUAUUUUAAAUCAUCGUCAAUCAGGUGCACAUACAUACACUCUCAAUGAAAGCAUAGCAGUUAAAUCUUUGCUUGAUUUCCUAUUCAAAUGAGACAGUAUUCAACAACAAUAGACAGGUUCGGUAGGAAACUCUUUUGGGAUUCUUGCAGAGUGGUGUACCCCGUUUGGUAUAAUAGUCGUUUGGCAUAGUAGUCAUUUGGCAGAAUGGUCGUUGACAUAAUAGUUGUUUGGUAUAAUACAUACAAAAAUGGUACAUGAAGCUGCUAAGCGGUCAGUG